Brassica napus (rape) is the source of this 3319-nucleotide messenger RNA. RefSeq lists its product as uncharacterized. Lineage: Eukaryota; Viridiplantae; Streptophyta; Magnoliopsida; Brassicales; Brassicaceae. The record is from RefSeq and is a predicted model, not a curated record. The transcript has 4 exons. Bases 387 to 3221 code for a protein of 944 amino acids.
CCCUCUCCACCUAAAUCUAAAUCCCGUCUCGUUCCUCUCCGGCUUCUCUCUUGCGAUUGCGACGAAACCCUAGCCUCCGUGCGUUGUGGCUUUCUUCGUCGUCCUCCUUCGUCUAAAUCAAGAAUCCAUUAAUCUCUCCGUAGACGUCCUCUCUCCCUCUUAUUUCUCGGGUCUCAACUCUCUAGAAUCGAGAACCGCUUCGUUUCUUCUUCUUUCUCCGACGAAAUUCUAGUCUCCAUCUUCGUUCCUUUCGUAAGUGAGUAGUUUCCUCUGAGUAUUGCAUUGUUGAGAUGUAAUAAUUGAUGUUUGCUAUGCGGUUUGCAUUUGGAGUAAUUGACGGUGACUUGUUGUGUUCUUAACAGCGUUUCUAACUUCUUGUACAGGAAAUGAAGGGCCGAAAAAGAAAGAAUCCAUCUACUACGUGCGUUGGAGUCUCCAGUAGAACUAGAGCUAGAAAGGCGGUCUCAGCUGGGAAUGAGCCGGCAAGAGAAACGACUGUAGUUUCUCUCUCUGUUGAUUCAGAAAGUGAUGACAUGUCUGAUGUAUCAUCUAAGGCAAGGCAACCACCACAGCCCCUUGAAUUAUACUUCAAGAGCACAGAGUUCACGAAGACUUGCAAGAUUCAAACCAAGUGCUUUGUGAAGAAUACAGUGGACGUGAUUAAGAAGCUUAAGGAGGAGGUUAAAUGGUUCACAACCCAUCCUCAAUUUCGUCACUUCUUCCACAUGCCUGAUGAACAAUACCUGAAGCUCCAAGGAAUGUGGAUGUUACUCUUGCGCACCAUUUCGACUGAAGAAGAAGAUGUUGCAUGGUUUAGUCUGAAUGGUGUUCCCAUCCGCUAUUCUAUGAGGGAGCAUGCCCUCAUCUCGGGCUUAGACUGCCAUGAGUAUCCAAGGAAAUAUUUGAAGCUCGGGAGUACGAAGUUUGUGGAUUAUUACUUCGGUGGACUAAAGAAGAUCACCAUAACAGAUGUGGAGCAGAAGCUGUUGUCUAUGAAGACGCCAUGCAAUGAUAGAUUGAAGAUGGCUGUCUUGUUCUUCCUUGGUCGGGUUAUCAGAGGACAGGCAAAGGAUUCCGGACCAGUAGACCCGUUCAUCUUAAGGAUCGUGGAAGAUUUGGAUGUUUGCAGAACAUUUCCAUGGGGUCGUUUGACAUUUGAAGAUGCAAUAAAGAACAUUAAGCAUAUGAUGGAGCUUCUGAAGGGUGAAGUGCACCCGGCAUGCGGCUUUCCUGGAUUCAUAAUUCCAUUAGAGAUUUUGGCUUUUGAGUGUAUUCCUAAGCUGGGGAAAACAUUUCGACUAUCUGCAGACACACCUUCUGAAGAUUGUCCUAGGAUGUGCAAGAGCCGCUUUACAAAGAGUAGCAUGAAGGGCUAUCCUUUGGAAGAUAUAUAUGCUGCACUUGGACACACAAAGGUUAUUAACAGUGUGUUGGUGCCAACUGUGGGUGAGGAAAUCAUGCUGGCUCGUAUAAUUGAUGAGGAGCGAGAGUAUCAUUGUGAGGGAAGCACAAGUGAUACUUGGAACCACUGGCUAAAUGUGAAGCAUAAGAAGAUAUUUUGGAAAAAGCUAUACGACUUAGAUGUUGCUGCACGAGUGUUUAAAAAGAAGAAGGACAAAGAAAAGGUGACGUUUUUAGAAGAUUCGUCUUCUAAAUCUGGGUUGGAGAGCUUGAAAGCUCUGGAAGAAAAGAUUUUGGGGGCCAUAAGUGAAGGGUUUUCUGGUCUUAAAUCAGUGGUGGAGGCAAAGCUGGGUGAUAUGGAUGUGAGGAUGAGUAAAUUUGAAAAGAAUCAGCGCCAACUUAGAAGAAGGGCUAAGAAAAUAGAAGAAAAGCUGACUUCUAUUGAGAGCAACAAAAAUGAGGAGAGGAACUAUGGUGAAGAUAUGGAUUUUGGAUGGGAUGAUAGAGAUUAUGGUAGAGCUGAAGGGAAGGAAAACAGUGAGAAGGCUAAGGAAGACAAGGAAAACAGUGAGUCUGGCGAGGAAAAGGAUGUGGUCUCGGGUGGGAAAAACAGUAAGGAUGGUGAGAAAGAAAACAAUGAGAAGGGUGAAGAAGAGAAAGACCACGAACCUGAAAAAGACAAAGAAAACAGUGACUCUGUUGAGAAAGGCGAAGAAUACGUGGAGGAAUCAGAUGGAGAAAGUUCUCUGUUAAGGCUUCAGGAAAGAGUGAGAGUGCAAGCAGAAGAAUUUUGGAGGACAAUUGAUGAUGAGUCUGAGGCUGAGGAAGAGGUUGAGAAAGAGGGUGAGGAAGAGGCUGAGAAAGAGGUUCAAGAAGAGAAAGAGGGUGAAAAAGAGGCUGAGAAAGAGGUUCAAGAAGAGAAAGAGGGUGAGAAAGAGGCUGAGAAAGAGGUUCAAGAAGAGAAAGAGGGUGAGGAAGAGGGUGAGAAAGAGGCUGAGAAAGAGGUUCAAGAAGAGAAAGAGGCUGAGAAAGUAGAAUCCAAGGGAACUCCUACCUCUACCGGAGUAAUAGUCAUUACACCACGUGGUAGAACUAAGGCAGCAGAUGCGAGGAAAGCAAUCUCUAUAUCACCAGAGAUUGUUGUGGUAACAGGGAUUGCUGAGCUAGCUGAGAAAGAGGUUGAGGUAGAAGAUACUCAGACAGAGCAAGAAGCUAUUCAGACUGAGAUUGUUGAGAAAGAGGCUGAGGUUACUGAGAAAGAUGCUGAGUUAGCUGAGAAAGAGGAUCAAGAUGUGGAUGAAGAGGAGGAAAAAGCAGAGGAAAGUGAAGAUAAUCCUGUGGAGAGUCCCUCUGAGAAACAUGCUGAGCUAGCUGAGAAGUCAGUUGAAUCUGAUGUCGAUCUAGAUGUGGAGGAAGAGGAGGAAAAAGCUGAGGAAAUUAAAGAUAAUCUUGUGGAGAGUCCCGCUAAGAAACAGACUGAGCUAGCUGAGAAGUCAGUUGAGGUAGAAUUAAAGACUAAGCGCAAGCCUAAGGUCAAGGUCAUAGCAGUGCCGUAUGGCAUUCCCAGAGCUGAGAGACUAGCAAAAAUGAGAGCUGAAGCUGAAAAAAAGAAAGCUAGAGCUGAAAAAAAGAAAGCUAAAGCUGAUGGUGCACCUAAGAAGAAAGACAGGCCGAAGAAGACUGAGGCUACAUUGAAGCCAUGUACGCCGCUGCCGGAGAAGAGAAAAAGUGAACCAUCACGGUGGGUGCAGUCUCCUUUCACUGAGGGAAAGACUGAUGAGCUAGAAGUGCCAAAGAAGAAGCUUAAAACAAAAACCUAAAAUGCUUAUGUUAUGUAUAUGUAUUAUUCAAGUUAGGAUGUUAUGUUUCUGCCUAAAAUGCUUCUCUUGAACUUGUUAGGAUGUUAUGUUUCUGCUUC